AUGUACCACCUUCCUCUCACGCAUGCCAAUCAACUAACCACCACACAGCAAUUCGCAGCAGAGAGCUCAGAAGUUAUCAGACUUACCAAGCUCCUCGCUACUCUGCCUUACGACCCAGAACUAUGGCUGACUCGCGGGAACUGUCUUCGUCUACUCGGGUUUCCAGAACUCAGCUUGGGCGACACGUAUAAAGCGCGUCUGCUCGUCGAAGCUGGAUUGCUGGAAACGCCUUCGGUUCUUGGCGAUGAAGUCCGGAAAGCGUUUCGGAAGAAGACGUAUGUGCUUCAUACGACGGAUCCAGCUUGGAUGAGAUGGGCUGAUUCGGUAUCCACGCCUGAAUUGCUCGCUCAGAAAGUCACGGAGAUGCUGAAGAGGCUGGAGUUGCAGAUCUGGACGGAGCUGAUGGAGGGACUUAUGGCGGCGAAUUGCUGUAGCGACUAUAUGCGCUUGAGUCGUGAAGCGGUGGAGAAGUUUCCGGAUGAUGAGAUCUUCCCUAGUGAGGUUGCGAACUCGGAUGCGUGGUAUGCUCAGAGGGAGGAGAUUCUAGCGGCGAGGGUGGAGAGUGGGAGUAUGACGGAGGCGCAGAAGGAGACGACGUUGGCGAAUGGUGGGGUUUAUCCGGUGCCGUAUCCGUUUAUGGGUGAGGAGUUCUUGAUUAGAGAUGAGGCUGUGUUUGAGGGAAUAGAGGAGGAUUUCAAGAGGGUUUCGACGAAUUGUAUGGUGGUGAGAAGUACGAUUCGGAACACGACUGGGGAGAAUGGAGAUCAAGAGACGACUGAGGAUGAUUGCAUUGGCGCAAUUGCAACGAGAGAUAUCGUAGCUGGAGAAACUGUGCUGAUCGACAGCAUGUCUGCAGGUUCUGUUGGCGUUGAUGCCGAUCCUGGUGGUUGUCCAACCUGCUGUGCGUGUCCAGUCAAGAAUUUCUGGAAUACUUGUUGCUCUGUCUUAUACUGCUCUCAAGAAUGCGCAGAUGUCGCACUGGCCACUUUCCACGAUCCGAUUUGCAGCAAGGAUUUCGAAUACCUGUACACAGCAGCAAGGAAAGCAACUACCACGACUGAUUUCUCGCUCGAUGCACUCUUACUGAUGAGAGUCAUCGCCUUGAGUCUCACCGAGGAUGUCGAUCAUCCAUUGAAGAGCCAAGUCAUGGUCCGGUUGACACCCGCGUACAAUUUCAAAGAACCCAACCUCAUCAUCUUCAAUUUCGCUGACCACAUCCAAACACCCAUCUCAAUCCUGCAAACAUUCUCCAUCAACAUUUUCACCAACCCCCUCUACGACACCUGGGUUCUCCACACCAUGAAAUGCCGUCUCCAGAACAACAAACACGGACAAACGCUCGGAGACUGGCCGGGUACGAGUAUCAGUGGAUUGUACAGUAUGUUGAAUCAUAGCUGUAGUCCGAAUGUGGAUUGGAGACAUGACUCGGCGAGUAGUGAGGUGACGAUGUUUACUACAAGGGACUGUAAGAAGGGAGAGGAGCUUUGUAUUAGUUAUAUUGGGAGUGUGGGGAAUGAGAUGCCAGUUGUAGAGCGCAGGAGGAAGUUGACGGGCUGGUUUGGAAUGCCUUGUCGCUGUGAGAAGUGUACUGAGCAGGCGGCUGCGUUGGCAGCGAGUGAGUUGGUGCAAGCCACGGAGGUUUUGGACAUCGCCGAUUAG
Molecule: messenger RNA, 1659 nt
Organism: Cadophora gregata
Lineage: Eukaryota; Fungi; Ascomycota; Leotiomycetes; Helotiales; Ploettnerulaceae
Exons: 1
Coding region: 1-1659 (552 amino acids)
Cellular component (GO): nucleus
Molecular function (GO): protein binding
Source: RefSeq, a predicted model, not a curated record